Molecule: messenger RNA, 672 nt
Organism: Elephantulus edwardii (Cape elephant shrew)
Lineage: Eukaryota; Metazoa; Chordata; Mammalia; Macroscelidea; Macroscelididae
Product: olfactory receptor 4P4-like
Exons: 1
Biological process (GO): G protein-coupled receptor signaling pathway
Cellular component (GO): membrane
Molecular function (GO): G protein-coupled receptor activity; olfactory receptor activity
Source: RefSeq, a predicted model, not a curated record
AUAAGCUAUGGCAAUUGCAUGUUACAAGUAUUCACCAUGCACUUCUUUGGUAGUAUUGAGAUCUUCAUUCUCACAGCCAUGGCCUUCGAUCGCUAUGUUGCCAUCUGCAAACCUCUCCACUACAUGAUUAUCAUGAACAGGACGAGAUGUAAUCUUCUGGUCUUCGUUGCUUGGGCUGGUGGGGCCGUGCAUUCUUUUCCUCAGUUGUUUAUGGCAAUGCUGUUGCCCUUUUGUGGUCCUAAUGAACUUGAUCAUUAUUUUUGUGACAUCUUUCCUUUGCUCAAAGUUGCUUGUACUGAUACCUACAUGACUGGUGUUCUUGUGGUUGUCAAUUCGGGUCUGGUUGUUUUAGUUACCUUUGUUGUCUUUUUUGUUUCUUAUGUGAUUAUAUUAUUCACUUUGAGAAACCACUCAGCUGAGGGAAGACGCAAAGCCCUGUCUACCUGUGGCUCUCACAUCACUGUGGUUGUCUUAUUUUUUGCUCCUGCAAUUUUUAUUUACCUUAGACCUCCAACCACUUUUCCUGAAGAUAAAAUAUUUGCUCUAUUUUACACCAUCAUUGCCCCUAUGUUCAAUCCCUUGAUCUACACUCUGAGAAAUGCAGAGAUGAAAAAUGCCAUGAGGAAAGUUUGGUGUCAAGAUUCUUUUCGAUGGAAGCACACAACUAAUUGA